This is a messenger RNA of Folsomia candida, 3201 nucleotides long. RefSeq names its product coiled-coil domain-containing protein 170. The transcript is spliced from 14 exons. The record is from RefSeq and is a predicted model, not a curated record. NCBI's taxonomy places the organism in Eukaryota, Metazoa, Arthropoda, Collembola, Entomobryomorpha, Isotomidae. The coding region runs from base 615 to 2738 and encodes 707 amino acids.
CUUUCUUCCAAAAUUAAUCAAGUAUAUCUGCAUGUUCUCCUCUUUAUACCUCGCCCACCACUUAUUGGCAUUCGUAAAUUCGUAUCUGCAUGUCAUGCAGACUCAGAAGUUCUCAGCCAAUUUUGAGCAUCAUAUAUACCUAAAUACCUACCUUAUUAUACAGAAUCUGUGAUACAUACAUUCAUAUUAUGCAUGCGUUGCAUAAUUAAGUAGUGAAAAUCUCGGUAAAAGGUGUCCUUCCAAGAAGGUGGGUAGAACUAAAUAAGUGCUUAUGUAUGUACAUACAUAUACAUAUGUACACAUGCAUAUACGCAGGAGGAGAGAAAUGCGACCGUACCACCAAGAUCUGUCACGGACGGUAGUUGAGUCGAUACCAGUGGAGAAAAAGGACAACAUUUCCUUGCUUUCUUUCCCUCAAUCGCCAUUGCUGACAACAGCGAACUUAAUGCAAUGUCUCCUCGCAUGCAAUUUCACCUUUUCAUGUGCUAUAGACUUUCACUUGCUUCAAAAUGAGAUAAGUGUGGUGUUUCCCAAGUGAAAUUGAAAGAAAACUUGAGUGUGUGGAAUGCUAAAAAAGUGUCCUGGUUUGUUCAACUAUUCCACUCUUUUUCGAAAUGGACCAUGACGAGAUUCCGACAGAAACUCGCCUUCAGAGUGAAAUUGCUGCGUUGAAGUAUAAAAACGAGCGUCUCAAAAAUGAGUUGAGGGAAUACGACGACCGUUUAAAGAACAAAGAGCAAUCCAUAAUCCUCCAGACGAACGCGAAUGAAGACGUGAGAGAGAACCUUGCGAGACUUACUGCCAUCAAUAAUUCCCUGCAAAAGAAGUUGCAGGAUGCAGAGGAUCGAGAACGAAAUCAACUCAGCACCAUCUCAAGAGUUGAAUCAGACGUUCAGAAAUUCAGACACGAGAGUCAGCAUUAUCAGGAGAGAAUUGUGGAGUUGGAGAGUCAGUUAAGAUCGCUAUUAAUUGAUCGAGAGGCAUCUGAGCAGUCAAAAGAAAGUGCGCAGAGGAGUUUAGUUGAGUUUUGUAGAAAAAUUUCGUCUGCAAUUGACUUUCAUGACGAUCCUCCCAAGGUUGAGCCCCUGCUGAAAAGGGUGUACGAAAUAUACCAGGAGAAUGCAAGAUACAAGAUGAACGUUGCAAACUUGAAGCAGACUUUGGAAACGAGUGGAAACGAGUCCAAAGCAAACAGUGAGUUCAUUCAGCGUCUCAACAAUGAGAAGGACAACCUGAAUCAGCAGAUAGUUUCCUGCUUGACCACCAUUGAUCUCACAAAACGGGAAAGAGAUCAACUCGUCACGGAGAAAUCGUAUCUCACCACAGAACUGAAUGGGUACAAGGAGAAAGCAGGAAUUGUGAGUCGAACAAUCACCAGCAUGAAUGAUCAGGCGAGAAAUUUGGAGCAACAAGUGAACACGCUCAAGGAAAGCCUCUUCAUUAGUGAGGACAGAGCAACAAAGUCGGAAAAAGAGUUGAAGAAUUUCCAAGAGUCCGUUGCCAUUCAAAUGUCCUCGGGGUCUCGAAUGGUGGAGCCAACCCCUGUCGGAAUUCGGGAAAGAAUCAAAGAUCUCAUGUUGGAACUGAAGGAGAAACAAUAUGGAAAUGACCAAUUGAGGGAGAAAGUGGGGCGGCUGCAGGGGACGCUGGAGAGGUUGGAGAAACAGCUCGGCGACUCGAGGUCGAGGCAGGACGAUGCUGUAAGCGAAAGGGUCAUUUUAGCAAAACGACUUCAAGACACGGAGGGCCAACUGACCACCACAGAGAUUCUCAAUGACGGUCUUCGUAAAGACAAAAACAGGUUUAUGCAGUUCUUGGAGCAGUUAGGUGGCAUCAUGGGGCUCGACGAGGUCUCUAAAGAACUUGGAUUUGACCUGCAAACCGACGCUGUUACUGUCCGAGCCGAACAAUUAGCAAAACUCGAAGGUGAUCGACUAGCGGACAAGACAGCUUCCGUGUACCAGUUACAGAGACGAGUCAGAACUUUGAAAGAGCAGUUGGAAAAGAAGGACCUCCAUUUGGACAUGUUAAGGAAAAAGAUAAUGGUUUUGGAGGACAGCGUCAAAAUGCGGACAACUCUCGAAUUGGAGAGGGACGAAGCUCUUUCUCGAGCCCGAAAGCACAUCAAACAGAUCGAGCGAAUAGAAUUAGAGUUGAAAGAAGCACGAAUCAAUCUAAAGGAAAUGAAGGGACAAUUAGCUGAUGCAACAGAGUACAAAAUAAUCGCUCUAGAGAGGGCCAGGAAGAAUGAAGAAUUGGAGCAAAAGGUGAAUGAUUUGGAACUACUUCGCUGCAAAUAUAACCGGAAAGUAAAUUUUAUAAAGGAUCAGCUCAAGUCAUGUCGGGACAAUACCGCCCAAGAACGAGACUUACAAGAUCACGCAUUCCAACAACUCAGCCAAGAGCUCAAUUCCACCAAAAAAGGUUUACUAGAUGCAUCACGAAGGGAGGCUCAGCUUCUGAAUCUGCGAAACAUGGUGGGACGCAUUUUAGGAAUCGACUGGUCCAAAACCGUCGUACCCGACUACGAGUUGAUUUCAAAAUUGGAACGAAUUGUGCAAACGAACAAGGAGUUUGCCCAAGUGUCCAGGAAGCUGUCGGACAGCAUGAAGAUAAUGCCAGCCUUGGGGGGAGAGGAUUGUGGGGACGACUCUCCGCGAUGCUCAGCAGACUCCCUGGACGAGCUGAAGCAUUCCAAUUCAGAUGGAAACCUCAGCAGAAAACAUCACCUGCAGUGACCACCCAUUCUUACUGCUAAUUAAACUUAUGUUUUAACUAUUUUGAAAACAUCACAAAAAAAUAAAAGGACGUAUGAUUUACUAUUGAGAGAUUUCCUUUGUUGCGUGAGUGCCGACGCUCAUAGCCCCGACGGCCCCGACAGUCUCACGCUGACGGUUGCGGUGCUGAUGAUGCUCUUCUGUGAGGGGACAUUUGAACUCCACCGCAGACGGCUUCUCGUCGUCAGCCCAUAAACAAAAUAAUUGUUAGUUAAUUAUUAAUCUCGAGUUAUUUUAUUUAGCAAGCAAGGUGAAGUACGUUUUUUUUUUGGAAUAGUCUUUUUACAUCCAUAAUAUUAGCAUAACUACAAUUAGUUAGUUAAUUGUUAAUUAUCAAACUGAUCGCAAAUUGCUGCUACUAUUCCACAAUAAGUGCUCCUCCCUAUGGGUUAUCACCGUAAGGGGUAAUCACUCUAAUCAAAGG